This is a messenger RNA of Vigna unguiculata (cowpea), 1580 nucleotides long. RefSeq lists its product as uncharacterized. The record is from RefSeq and is a predicted model, not a curated record. NCBI's taxonomy places the organism in Eukaryota, Viridiplantae, Streptophyta, Magnoliopsida, Fabales, Fabaceae.
UUUAAUCACUUAUUUAUCACAUAUGCUAUUCGUUUGUUCAACAAAGUAAACACAAGAACAGAGAUUAGAAGGAGUUGGUGAUAUGUGUACUAUGUUGUUCCAGAAAGGCAACUCUGAAGAUUCAUGUCAGCUCGUGUGGUCGGACUUGAAAAAAUUGAAGUAAAACUAAAGAUUAUUCCAGGAAGUUAACGCAGAGUAGGACAUUUAAAUACAACAAAACCCAACUCCAAACACAACACCACUCACCUCUCUCCCUUUCUCCUUCUACCUCGUCACAACAUCAACAACAUAGUUUGUCUCCCUUACCAAACUGUUUCUGUGUUCUCAUACAUAAAACAUUAUUCUUCUAGUUCGUAAUUAAUCAUGGGCACUCUGGUGGGACAUGUAGCUCCAGGUUUUGGUUUCAUGUUGAUAGGUUUGUGGCACCUCUUCAACCACAUCAAGCUCCAUGCCCUUAACCCAAAGUCCUACAAGGGCCCAUCAUGGUUCCCAUCUUCCAGGUUUAGAUACCUAGAGUUGGUGCUCAUCAUGGUAGGCUGCACAGCCUCCGUUUCAAUGGAACUCUUCAUUGGCCCAGAUCGGCACCAACCUCUUGACCCAGAUGGAACCAUUCCCUCCAACCAUCUCCACAACUUCGAACACUCUUCCAUCUCCAUCACCUUCUUCCUCUACGCAGCUUCUUCCAUCAUCCUCGACCGUUCCCAAGCCCAGGCCCAAUUCGUUCUCACCCAGUUUCUUGGGGCCGUAGCAUUUGCUCAACAACUGCUUCUCUUCCACCUCCACUCCGCCGACCACAUGGGCCCGGAAGGCCAAUACCAUCUCUUGUUACAGCUUUUGGUCUUUGUUUCACUCUCCACCACAAUCAUUGGAAUCGGAUUCCCCGAAAGUUUCAUCGUGAACUUCGUCCGCUCCGUCAGCAUUUUGUUCCAGGGGCUGUGGUUAAUUGUGAUGGGCUUCAUGCUUUGGACACCUUCACUCAUACCCAAAGGUUGUUACAUGAACGACGAGGAGGGUCACAUGGUGGUUAGAUGCUCUUCCCACGAGGCACUUCACCGCGCCAACUCACUCGUAAAUAUUGAGUUCAGUUGGUUCAUCAUUGGUGUCACCGUUUUUUCGGUUUCUUUGUACUUGGUUUUGGUCAAAGUUUAUGGGGAGAAGGUGCAGUAUUUUUCCCUCGGGAUCGAGGAUGAAGAGUCAAAAUACGACGUUGAGUCCCAAAAGAGCGUCGCCUUUGACAACAACAGCAAAAGCUUUAUUCACCUCGGCAAAGUCUUUCCUCAAAAUCAUAUGGAAAGGUAGAUAAUAGCGAGUGAUGAAAUGAAAGUUGGUUAAUUUGUGAUUAGUGGUUGGGUGUGUGGGUGUACAGUAUAGCUUCUCUUUUGAUUAGGAUUGAGAUUGGUUAAGUCACCAGCAAUGUUGUUUUUGUUUGUGAAUGUGGGAAUUAUUUCAUUUGUUUGUGUUUUCGGGGAAUAGUUUCUUGUUGAAACCAUUUCUUACUUUUCUUGAUGAAAGCAUAUAUAUGUUACUCACUUUGUGUAUAAUAUACUUUUGGAUUAAAUAUAUUUUUCAUUCCAAAAUUA